CGUCCAGACAGAGGGCUUGGAGCCAUGGCGCUGCGCAAGAGCAAUGCGCCGCCAGGUGCAGCACGAGCUCGGAUCCCGCGGAAUGUGCACUGGACUGAAGCGUUGUCUUUGCUUCAGUCGGCACGUCGGCGGUCUCUGCUUCAGUCGGGACGUCGGGAUUCUCUGCUGGCCCAGGAAGAUUACACCACGGCUACGAUCCUUUGUGCAAGAGGCAGCUGGCAGUGGGCAUUGUACCUCGUUCGGGAGGCCUGGCGCAGCUCCCUUCAACCGCGGCUUCUUGGUGUGAACGCUGUCAUCUCGAGUUGCAGUCGUGCCCGACAAUGGCAGAUCGCUAUCAGCUUACUCCCAUCGCUCAAAAGGGCAAAGUACAAGCCAGACGUGGUCUCGUACAGCGCUUGCAUCAGCGCUUGUGAGAAGUGCGCGAACUGGGAGUUGGCUUUGAGCUUGCUCUGGGAUCUUGCUUCAGCGGAGCUCCAGCUUGACUUGAUUGCUUGUAAUUCAGCCGUCAGUGCUUGCGAGAAGGGAGGAGCGUGGUGGUGUGCGAUGGAGCUCCUGCGCAGCGCGCAAAGCAAGACACUUCGAGCGGACACGAUUACUUUCAACGCCGCCAUCAGUGCCUGCGGCAAAGGAGGCGGGUGGCCGCUCAUGCUGGGCUUACUUCAGGAAAUGCAAACGACCCAGGUGACGAGGGACCUGAUCACUUUCAACGCAGCCAUAGCAGCAGUUCCUCCCGAGGCCUGGCGCGUGGCUGUGGCGCUCCUGGACGAGCUGAGUUCGUUGACGAUUGAACCGGAUCCUAUCACCUACAACUCCGUGAUCAACUCCUGUCCGUGGGAACACGGCUUGGAUCUGCUCGGCCAGCUGCAGCAAAGGCAGCUGGAAGCCAGCCUCAUCGCCUACAGUUCCGUGAUCACCGCUUGCGGGCGCACUGCGGCCUGGGAGAGGGCGCUGCACUUGAUGCGAGUGCUGAAGGAAGAGCAGUUCCAUCUCGACAUGAUUACUUACAACUCUGUCAUCAGCGCUUGCGAGCGGGGUGAUGCAUGGGCGCAUUCCCUGAGCAUGAUCCAGGAGCUCAAGGAUGUGCAGCUGCAUCCCAACCUCGUUUCUUACAAUGCUGCGAUCUCUGGAUGCCAGCAGCCAGGGCUCUGGCAGGAGGCAAUCGCUCUUCUGGCUGAAAUUGCUGUUCGCGGCUUGCGGGCCGAUCUAAUCACUUACAACUCCUGCAUCACCGCUCUGGAAAAGGGCGGCCAGUGGCAGCGAGCUUUCAGCAUGCUGCAACAGCUCAGAGAGGCCUUGCUUCAGGAGGAUGUCGUCACCUACAGUGCAGCCAUCAGUGUUUUCUCCGCUGCGACACUCUGGCAAGAGGCCCUGGGUCGCUUCGCGGAGCUCCACCACCGUGGCGAAAGCAACGUCAUCUCCAUCGGAGCCGCUAUCCAGGCCUGCAUGCAAAGCAUGCAGUGGCAACUGGGCUUGGGUUUGCUUCGGUUGCUGCAGCAAACGAGCUUGCGGGCGAACGUCAUUGUGUACAAUGAGGUGAUCAGCUUGUGUGAGCUGUGCAGCCAAUGGGAGCAGACAGUGUUGCUUUUCGAGGAGCUGAGGGACAAAAGUCUGGAGGUGGAUGUGCUGACCUAUACCACACUGCUUAGUGCCUGCACACAGUGCACCCAGUGGCAGAAGGCCGUGGCACUAGCUGAGGAGGCAGCGGGCCUUGGUUUGGCAGAUGAAAAACUCUACAACGCGGCCAUCAGUGCCUGUGGCGAAGGCAACCACUGGCGCCGGGGUCUGGCGUUCUUUCACGAGCUGUUGUCCAGCGGUCUGCCCGUGGACAUCGCGAGCUGUAACGCAAUGAUCGGCGCCUGCGACAGGGCCGGUUCUUGGAAUUUCGCGCUGGCGAUGUUUGAGUCGGCAUCCAACAUCGCCUUGCAGCCGACCAUUCUCACGUACACCGUGGCAUUUCGUUCUUGCGAAAGGGGCGAACAAGAACGAUCUGCUGUGUCGUUUCUGAAGGAGUUGCACGCGACGGCACUACAGACCUUGAAAGCUUGA
Molecule: messenger RNA, 2046 nt
Organism: Symbiodinium sp. CCMP2456
Lineage: Eukaryota; Dinophyceae; Suessiales; Symbiodiniaceae
Source: the annotation of a GenBank genome assembly